AUGAUUACUGUUGUUGAAGAAUUCCUCGACGAUCUACGUGGAGGCAGGAUGAGUGACUCGCCGGUAGUGAGGGUAGCACAGGGGCAGUUACAGGGGAGGCUAGCUAACUCACCCAGUGGGAAAGCCUUUUAUAGCUUCCAAGGUAUACCAUACGCAAAGCCACCGAUCGGUUCACUGAGAUUCAGGGCACCCCAACCUCCGGAGAAGUGGGAAGGAAUUCGAGAUGCGACCUCAGAAGGGAAUGUUUGCGCUCAAAUUGACCUCAAUAAUCAAAAUCACGCCGGUGGUGCGAGCACGACUUUACUAACAGCUAGCCCGCUGUCGAAAAACCUCAUCAGCAAAGCAAUCUCUCAAUCAGGAACGGCAUUAAAUUUCUGGGUUUUCCAGAAGAACGCUCUGGAAAACGCCAGAAGUCUAGCAAAGGAGUUAGGCUGUGAAUCGUCUAACACGGACGAAAUUCUAGAGUUCCUAUCAACGACACCAGUAAAAGAUCUUGUAGAAGCUGCUAAUAUUGUCAAUUCAUUGGAACUCCUCAUACAAACCCACAAUAAUAAAUUUGGUCCGGUCAUUGAGAAAGAAUUUCCAGGCGUCGAAGCUUUUCUAUCAGAAGCAUUCUUCGAUCUGCUAAUAUCUGGUCGCGUCGCUGAUAUUCCAAUCAUGAUUGGCACGACUUCCCUUGAAGUCUCCAGGGACGCGGAGGUCAGUGACCUACAAGUCUUCAUCCCGGAAAUUCUGCAUAUUGAAAAAAAUUCACCCGAAUCUUUGGCCAUCGCUGAGCAAAUCCAAAAACUAUACUUCAAAGGAACUCCGACUUCAGAAGAGAUAUGCCAGUUGCUAUCAGACAUUACCUUCAAUGUAGACGUGUACAGAUAUAUUCAGUACUUGGUCAACGUGAGCAACAAACCUAUAUAUUACUACAAGUUUGAUUACAUCGGAGACUUGAAUGUGGCCUACAAGUUGAUGAAGAGUAUCGGACUCAAGGAAAAUGCCUGCCAACAUCUAGAUGAAUUGGGAUAUCUAUUCAGAAACGAUCUUCAAAAAGACAUCGUAGUAAAUCCACAAGAUAUAAAAAUGAGAGAACGCCUAAUUAGAUUGUGGACCAACUUCGCUAAGUCUGGAAACCCAACUCCCGAUGAAAACCACUAUCUCACGGUCACUUGGUUGCCAGUGACCAAAGACAAAUUGAAUUACAUACAUCUCAGCAACGAACUAUCCAUAAACUCCGAUCCUGACAAAGAAAAAAUGGAAUUUUGGGACAAUUUGUACGUGAAAUAUUUCAAAAUAUGGGACCAGCCUUCGAUUAACCAAGAACCAAUUAUAGAUACGACUCCGGUUAUAGUACAAGAAACCAUAAUAACGACUGUCACUACAGUUGUUGAUAAUCAUGAAGAAAAUAUAGAAAGUCAUGUUUCCGUUGAUGUACAAGAUAUAGCUGUACCAGAACAAAAUAUACUUAUAGAAAAUCUAGAGAUAAAAGAUUCUGGCAAGGACGAUGUGGCUGACGAAAACCAGAACGGCAAUAUAGAAGUACAACAAGAAGUAGAAAUAGAAGGGAUUAAGAAGAAUGGCAUCAAUAUAGUUGAAAUACAGGAAAAGUUCCAGAAUCAAAACGGUGAUUACAAAUUUAAUGGUAACAUAGAGAGGAAACCGCGGCCUUCAAACGAGAUAAAAAUGGUCCAAAACAGCAACAUAAACCCUAAAGACGUAAUACGAGCAAACGACCCUCCAGAAGAUGAUUUGCCCAAAAACAUCGGCGUCAACAAAUUCGUGAACUUCUUUGAAUCCCUCGGCGGCAAAAAGUAG
Molecule: messenger RNA, 1803 nt
Organism: Danaus chrysippus (African queen)
Lineage: Eukaryota; Metazoa; Arthropoda; Insecta; Lepidoptera; Nymphalidae
Source: the annotation of a GenBank genome assembly